Messenger RNA from Numida meleagris (helmeted guineafowl), 1345 nucleotides. It is a transcript of the gene DNAJB2, whose product is annotated as DnaJ heat shock protein family (Hsp40) member B2. NCBI's taxonomy places the organism in Eukaryota, Metazoa, Chordata, Aves, Galliformes, Numididae. The record is from RefSeq and is a predicted model, not a curated record. Gene Ontology annotation, cellular component: endoplasmic reticulum membrane; cytosol. Bases 26 to 874 code for a protein of 282 amino acids. The transcript has 9 exons. Gene Ontology annotation, molecular function: ATPase activator activity; Hsp70 protein binding. Gene Ontology annotation, biological process: protein refolding; positive regulation of proteasomal ubiquitin-dependent protein catabolic process.
CGACCCCGCGGGACGGCCGCGCGUCAUGGUGGACUACUACGAAGCGCUGGGUGUGAGCCGCAACGCCACCGCCGACGACAUCAAGAAGGCGUACAGGAAGGCAGCGCUGAAAUGGCACCCGGACAAAAACCCGGACAACAAGGAAUACGCCGAGCAGAAGUUCAAGGAAAUCGCUGAGGCCUAUGAAGUGCUGUCAGACAAGCAGAAGCGCGAUGUCUACGACCGCUAUGGCAAAGAGGGCCUCAUGGGGGCAGCAGGGCCGGGAGGCUCCAGAGCCGACGCUGGGGCUCCCGAGUUCACCUUCACCUUCCGCAGCGCUCACGACGUUUUCCGGGAGUUCUUCGGCGGGCGAGAUCCCUUUGCUGACUUCUUUGACGAGAUGCUGCCCUUCUCUGAGCUGCGGGGAGCCGGCCCCCGGCACCACGGAGGAGGCCACUUCUUCUCCACCUUCCCCGGAUCCUCAGAUUUCUUCAGCUCGUCCUUCAGCUCGGGGGCUGACGCGGGGCUGGGAUUCCGCUCCGUCUCCACCUCCACCACCUUCGUUAAUGGUCGACGUAUCACCACAAAGCGGAUUAUUGAGAACGGGCGGGAGCGAGUGGAAGUGGAGGAGGAUGGGGAGCUGAAGUCGAUCCACAUCGAUGGUGUCCCCGACGACAUGGCGCUGGGGCUGGAGCUGAGCCGGCGGGAGCAGCAAGCUUUCCCCAGCCCGCGUCCCCCAUCGCCCCCGCCACCUGCCCCGCAGCGGCAACCGAGCUCCUCGCCCAUCUGCCUCUACACGGACAGCGAGGAUGAGGACGAGGACUUGCAGCUGGCCAUGGCCUACAGCCUCUCUGAGAUGGAGGCUGCGGGGCACCACCAAGCAGGUGUGUUCUGAGGCUGCUGCGCCCGGGGACCGUGCACACUCGCUCGCCCACGGAGGCACAGAGGACUCCGCUUUGUCCCUGCACGGCCACCCCCUGCCACCUCCUUCCCCCAGCACCCUCCAGCUCCAUGGCAAACGGGUGGGCGGGGGUGGGGGGUGGGGGGGAGUAGUGCUUGUGGCCAAGCAAGACCCAUAGGCUUAGGAGGGUGGACCCUGAGCAUGCCCCAUGCACCACAGGGUGCUGGAGAGGGGGUGGUGAGAGGGGAGUGGAGCAGGGAUUGCUGUAGCUUAGCCUGAGCUGGCUGCUGGGUGGGUGCAGGGCUUGUUCCCCCACGGUGAGGAUGGGGGGCACAGGGGGCUGUGGCAGGCAGCGAGGGGCAGCCAGCCAGGGCAAAGGUAACGCCAGCCUCUGCCUCCAUCCCCCCACCCGCAGCCCCCCCAAACCCCAUCUGCCUACAGCAGUAAAUAAACCUGUUUGCAGGA